Penicillium crustosum is the source of this 858-nucleotide messenger RNA. Its product is annotated as MBL fold metallo-hydrolase. The record is from RefSeq and is a predicted model, not a curated record. Bases 1 to 858 code for a protein of 285 amino acids. NCBI's taxonomy places the organism in Eukaryota, Fungi, Ascomycota, Eurotiomycetes, Eurotiales, Aspergillaceae. The transcript has a single exon.
AUGGAGAACGCCCUUCAAGUGGACGUAUAUAUCUCUCCCCCCAUCCCAGCAACAACAGGCUCCGGUGACCCAACUAAGCAAUGGUGGUCUCCGAUUUCCUGUACGCUGAUACAAGGGCCAACGUCAGCAGUUCUAGUCGAUACUCCUAUUUCUAUUAGGCAGACCGAAGAACUAGCAGCCUGGAUCAAGAAGACUGCCCCGGGCAAGAAACUGAAAUACAUAUACACAACCCACGCGCACGGCGAUCAUUUCUUUGGCAACCCAGUCAUCCUACAGCACUUUCCAGGCACCACUAGCGUCGCGACAUCCCUAGUGGCCGCGGGAAUCAAAACGACCUUGGUCAGUGCAAUCCCAAGAUGGGAAGAGUGGUUCCCCGAUGGUCAGAUUCUCACGAAAGAACAAAUUGUUCCUGAAUCCCUCCCCGAAAACGGAGAGUUCUCGAUCGACGGACACAGCCUUUUUGGUGUUAAUGUCGCGCAUUCCGACACAAGUGCCUCGUCCUUCUUACAUGUGCCGGACCUGAAACUUGUGGUUGCUGGCGACAUUGUCUAUGGAGACUGCUUCCAGUUCUUGGCCGAAGCGAAGACUGCGGAGAAGCGGGAAAAUUGGCUGGAUGCGCUCGAUCAGAUUGCGGCGUUGGAGCCGAGUAUUGUGGUUCCAGGACAUAAACGGGCGUCGCAGGCAGAUGGGCCCUACCUGAUUGAUGCGACUAGGGCGUACAUUUUGGCAUUUGCGGAGGAGGUGAAUCGACUAGGUGAUGCGGAUAAAGUUGAAGAAGCCAUGGUCAAGCGGUAUCCACACAGAUGGAACAGGUUUCUUUUGGAUGUGAGCUGUAAGAGCUCUGUUGCUGCUCUAUAG